This is a messenger RNA of Heterobasidion irregulare TC 32-1, 1390 nucleotides long. RefSeq lists its product as uncharacterized. Gene Ontology annotation, molecular function: identical protein binding; pyridoxal phosphate binding; transaminase activity. Lineage: Eukaryota; Fungi; Basidiomycota; Agaricomycetes; Russulales; Bondarzewiaceae. Gene Ontology annotation, cellular component: mitochondrial matrix. The record is from RefSeq and is a predicted model, not a curated record. The transcript is spliced from 5 exons. Bases 1 to 1335 code for a protein of 444 amino acids.
AUGCUGCUCACCUUCCGCGGACCGACUACGAUAUACAGCAACGUCACGCAUCCCGUUCCUAACCCAUCGCCGGCAGCGCGUACGCAGCACCUGCUCGAGCUCGCAGACAAGUAUGUCUUGCCCGUUUACGCGCGGCCGCCUAUCGUGCUCGAGAAGGGGAAGGGGAGCUGGGUGUGGGAUUUAGAAGGGAGGAAGUAUCUAGAUUUCGCUGCUGGUAUCGCGGUCAACGCGUUGGGACACGCGGAUGAUGGCGUGGCGGAGACUCUGUAUAAACAGGCUGGCAAGCUCUUGCAUGCGUCGAACGUUUACCACAACGAGCAUGCCGCCCCUCUCGCUGAACUCCUCAUCACCUUGACCCAGCGGGAAGGUGGUCUCGGUUAUCCGACCGGCUCUACCUCACCUACCAUCGCCGAUGGCGCCAAGGUUUUCUUUGCAAACACCGGAACAGAGGCGAACGAAGGUGCGCUGAAGGUCGCGCGGAAGGUCGGAAAGGCGCGCGGCGGAAAUGAUAAGUUCGAGAUUGUGUGUUUCGAGCAAUCAUUCCACGGGCGCUCGCUCGGCGCUCUAUCUAUCACUGCGAAUCGCAAGUACCAGGACCCGUUCGCGCCUCUGUUACCAGGCGUGCGUGUGGGGAAGCUGAACGUCCGCGAGGGCCUGGAAGACCUUAUUGGGGAGAAAACGUGCGCAGUCGUCCUAGAGCCGAUUCAAGGCGAGGGUGGUGUCAAUGCGGCGCAAGUAGAUUGGGUCAGGGAAGUGGUGAGGCGCGCGCGAGAGGUAGGCGCUGUGGUGAUUUUCGACGAGAUUCAGUGCGGCCUGUACAGGACAGGUACGCUUUGGGCGCAUUCUCCGUGGCCAAUUGAAUGUCACCCGGAUAUUGUCACGAUGGCAAAGCCGCUGGCCAACGGGUACCCCAUCGGAGCGGUGCUGAUGAAGGAUGCAGUAGCAGAGGUUAUGACAGCUGGGACGCACGGAACGACAUUCGGGGGCUCGCCACUGGCUUGCGCGCUGGGACACCAUGUCCUGAGCCGACUGAGCUCGCGGGCGUUCGUGUCACACCUGAUGGAAACAUCGGGAUAUCUGGUCGGGCGCCUAGGCCUGCUGUCGGAAUGGUUCCCGGAAAAGGUUGGGCCGGUUCGGGGCCGAGGCUUGAUUGUUGGAUUGGAAUUGAAGCGGGAGGGCGACCCAGGACGACUGGUGGAGCUCGCACGGGAGCGAGGGGUGCUGUUGCUGACUGCGGGGAAGGACUGUGUGAGGCUGGUGCCGAGUUUGACCGUGAGCAGGGACGAGGUGGGGAUUGCGAUGGACGUGAUGGAGAGCUGUCUCGCGCUGAUGUGAAACUCGCUGUAUCACGUGCCCCAGUAGCGACCAAUGGGACAGCGAUCAUUUUCUG